Molecule: messenger RNA, 7989 nt
Organism: Candoia aspera
Lineage: Eukaryota; Metazoa; Chordata; Lepidosauria; Squamata; Candoiidae
Product: polycystin family receptor for egg jelly-like
Exons: 3
Coding region: 1-7989 (2662 amino acids)
Biological process (GO): detection of mechanical stimulus
Cellular component (GO): membrane
Molecular function (GO): protein binding; calcium channel activity
Source: RefSeq, a predicted model, not a curated record
AUGACGCCCGACCGAGGGCCGGAGCGGAACGGCGGCGCGGCGGCUCAGGGGACGGCUGAGCAGGACCGGCAGCCCCGGUCUUCACCGGAGGAGACUCCUGCUGAGUCCCCUUUCUGCUAUCGCCCGAGAGCCAAGGGCCUUGAAAUCAUCGGGGAUGUCUCCAGGAGGGUCAAAAAAGUCAAGUUGGCAGCUGCAGCCAUGCAAUCAAAUCACUGCAAGGAGUGUAAAAAAGGGCCGGCCUUCAGUCAUGCGGUCAUUGCCGUUACCUGGACUGUUUUUUUGACACGCUGGCCCCCCGUGGAUGUACCAACGUCAGAGUCCCCACAGUGUACAAAAAACGUACCGUGCCAUUUUUUGCCUCCCCCUUUGCAGGUCACCUGUGCAGACCCCUGGCACCGCGUCUACCAGAAGCACGACACUGAACUUAGUCUCUCAUGCUUCUGGGAUGGGCACGUGGACCUGGAGUAUUCCAGGAUGCCCGGGCGGGCUUCGGAGAUUGAGGGAGGAGAGCCAGGCCCCCAGCCGCCUCCUCGCUGUCAGUGGUACCAAGACACCAUCUUGGUCACACAGACCCAUCGCUGGUCGGGCCAGCUUGGGUUGAGCGAAGGCCUGGACGGAGGACACCCCCACCCGCCUGGGGCCUCGACUCGGAUUGUGGUGCACUGUGUGUCAGCCCUGUGCCAUGCGCCUCCCUGCACUCACCGCAACUUUAGCAUUGAAAUUUCCAGGCAAGAUGUCCACCUCUUCCUCCUGUCACCACAGAACCUCUCCAUCUGGGAAUGGCAACCCGUGACUUUAGGCUGGUGCGCACGCCUUAAAAGUUCCCCCUGGAGCUACCGCUUUAAGAGCGAAGGGGGUAGCCCUGCACAGCUCCUUAUUCCCAGCAACCAACACUGCGAACCGCUUGCCCACACACAGUUGCCCCCUGCCUGCGAAGGGUAUUAUAACUAUCACGUAACCGUGCGUUAUGCCCGGCGUGGAUUCUAUACCGUUUCGCUCCACCUGGAGAAUGGGCCUCCCCUCAGCCUCAGCCUGGGCUUCCAGGUGCAACCUGCUCUGCUCCACGUCUUCAGCGCCUCUUCUGCCCUGCUUAGCCGAACCCAGAGGUCUCUUGCCCUCUCCUGGACGCUCCAGCCUCUGAGCGCCAGCAUCACAGCCUACACGUUGGAGGGGCUGCAGGGCCUGGAGGAGUGGUCUCUCUCCUACAGUUACAAUCCUUUUGCUCGGCAAAGCAAUUUCUGCGCUCCCCCCCCCGCACAAGCGUCUGGGAAGAAGGUGAUCUCCAGAAUCUACUUCCGUACCCAUAAAACGUUCUCAGAGGAGCUGAGAGGACAUCUUGAUUUCUCUAAUGACACUUUGAUUUUCCAAGCAAGGAGCGCUGCCCCGAUGUCCAUCAGGCUCAACCCACAGAAAAUCAAAGCAGGGACGUACAUUUUCAGCCAGGAACAGGAGCUCUUGUAUUCCACCCUAGAAAGCAGCGGGCCCUCCAUGACUGGGGGGCCCUCCAGUCUCCACCACCUCUUUCUCCAACAAGUGGCCCUUUCUUCCCUAAUUGUUAUUGAAUUUGUGAAGACAGAAUGGUUUAGGUUCAGCAUGCACUUAUAUCUGAACCAAAAGGAGCUUCUGUUCAAGUCCUUAGGUGAGAAAGAGAUUGAUGUUCAUGUCUUCAGCGGACAUUCUCCGGAUAAAAACUUUGUUUAUAUCAUCUGGUUCAUUCCUGUGCCGAACCCCCACUUGCAGUGUGACUGGGCUUUCAGUCUGCAGCUUUUCCAUUCCAGCAAGGAACACCUCCUUUGGAAUAAGACGUAUACGUACAGGGACCGUGUUAAAAAUGCCACUCGUUUUCUUCCUGACACUGUCUUGUCUUUCAGACCCACACAGCACGCAGGCUUUGUAGCUGAAGUGAAUUGCAGGCAAAGCGGACUCGCCCGGGCCGUUUUAAAGGCCACCGUUGGUAAUUAUGCCUCAAGGGUGAUGGAGCCAGCUGUGGCCUGCCAAAAAAGUUAUUGCUACAAACUGACCAUUGCGAUCCAUAAACCUAAUCCUUUGGAUCCUGUGCUGCGUUAUAGGAGAGAGAAAGCGAUCACUUUGCAAGCAACAGCCAGAGCAAAAUGCAGGACACGUCCAGAACUAGCUCUCCUUUGGAAAAUAUACAAGCUUAGCACUGCGUGGUCUAUUCCAGACUGGCCAAAUCCUCUUGCCCUCCCCGAGGGGACGAAUACAGGUGAUCUCGUGUUGCACAUACCUGGAAACGCCCUGUCGUACGGCUUCCAUCGCGUUAAUUUGACCACGAGCGUCCAUCUACCUGCAGAAAAUAUAACGUUCACGGAGUCCAGCUCAGUUUUCCUCCAAAUUCUGGAAAGUGGGUUAAUGGCAGUUAUAGCUGGGGGCCUAUUCCGGACCAUUGGCAUUUCUGAUCGGUGGUCCUUGGACGGGUCCACAUCCUUGGAUCCUGACUCUGUCGAGCCUCUGGAAGGAAUUCUGUUUCACUGGUUCUGCAGCAGACGGGAAUUAGACUAUUCUGCGAUGACGUUGGGUCCAGGUCAGAAAUGCCACCCAAGACAACUUGAUAUGUACUGGACCCACUCCAAAGAGCCAGUGCAGGUGGUAGAACCGAAGACGCUUCAGGAAAAUGCAACGUAUUAUUUUAAGCUGGUCAUUACCAAGCACAACCUAUCUGCGCACACGUUCCAAGCAGUUCAUGUGCUUCCUGGUUCUGUGCCUGUUCUGAGCAUCGUCUGCUUUGAAAACUGCGAGAACGCCAUCAAAGUCACGGAAAGAUUGGUUCUGUACGGAAAGUGUCGGAACUGCGAAAAAGCCCACUUGGCUUACUUCUGGACCCUUCUUUCAGCAGAUGCCAAGGAAGUAAACUUUGACUGGGCUUCUAAAACCACAACCGGGAGAGCGAGCCCAUAUUUGCAUAUAAAUUCUUUGGCCUUUAGACACAUGGCUGGCCAAUUCUAUACCCUUAAACUGAAGGUGAGCACAGGGGGCAUCCAGCUGGCGGUGUGCAGCUAUUCCUUUUAUGUCCAUGUCCCCCCUCGGGUUGGGAAGUGUUUUAUUGAACCAAGGGAAGGCAUUGCGUUAAUGACAAAAUUCUCUCUCCAGUGCACUGGAUUUGAUGACAAGAAGGGACCUCUUACUUACAAGGUGAUAGCCCGUUCUGAUCUUGCCAAAAUAGCUAACAUACCAUCUUUGCAAAACAAUACAUUUGGAACCAUAGUUUAUCUCGGUCAUCAGCAGAAACCCCCACCAUCCUUUCUCCCCAGUGGUAUUCCAUCUGAAAAAUAUGCUCUGAACAUAUUUGUUCAAGUAUAUGACACCGAUGAUGCAUUUUCUCAGGUUGGGUUGCAGGCCACAGUCCACGAAUCAAGGACCAGUAAGCCAGCUGACGUUGUUCUCCAUGAAUUGUAUCACCUAACCAGACAGCUCAAUAGCCCUAGCUCUGUCUUCCUUGAAACCAAAGAUUACUUUCACGCAGGCUUCAUUAUGUAUAUGGUGGCCUCUGAAUUAAAUACCCUUGAGGCAUUGCCAGGUUUUGAUCAUUCUAAAACUGAACUGCGAGAAAUGCUUCUUAAUGAGUCUUUGCGGAUUCCCACGACCGAGAUAGGGAUGCUAAACCAAAUAAUCUCCAGUAUCUGCCAAAUAACACAGAACGCAAAUGAAAUCAGUAGGAAAUCCCAAAGCAUCGCAGUCAGAAUCCUGAAGAAGGUCAGUGAAGCUCUGAAAAGGCACAGGGACACCGAUCUUGGUUCUAAAGAAGCUGAGGUCCUCGCCAGUGGCAUUUUUACUGGGCUGUCCAAUGUGUUGAGGGCUUCCCUCUUAAGCCCUAGGAAUGUGCAUGAGAAAGCAGUCAAAGAAAUCAUUUCUGUGUCAGAAUUAUUGGCAGAUAUAGUCUUACAAGGCAAGGUCCCUGGGGAACACGACAUUAAUAUGGAAGCCAAAGGCUGGUCCAUCCAUUUAUGGAAAGAUGAAAGCUGGGAAGUUUCUAGGACUCUUGCUGUGAGAAGAUCCUGUAAGAACUGCUUUUACCCUAAAGUGAAGUUGGAAAGCCAGGCGGAGUUACCAGCAGAUGCCCUGAUUUCUAUUGUCCAUUACGUGUUUGAGGAGAAUCCUUUCCCUUGGCUGGUGAAGGCGGCAGAUAGUCCCACGGUUGUGAUGGGGUUCAAGGUGACCGGUGCCAAAGCCAACGGUGGCAUCACUGGGGUCACCCCUAGAGUGGCCGAAGUGAUCGCGGAUAGAAUGGAUGAGGAUCCCAUUGCAUUUAACCUGACAAUAGGGCUAGAUAAAAAGCGCGCUGCAACUGCAGGAGGGUUUAGCAUAGAAGUAAAUAGAAGCUCUCCAGACAUAUAUAUCCAGAUUUUGUGCAAGAGGGACAUCACUUUCAAUGUCUCUAUCUACUUGGGACUCAAUUUUAGCAACCCCCCGGUUCUGUCUUACACUGCUUUCUCUGAUAAACCUCCCCUUCUGCAGAAAAGGGAGACGGACACCAAAUGUGCAAUUAAGGCUCCAUACAUCCUUUGCCUCCCACGGGCAUUGCUCUGGUCUGGGCUCCAAGCCAAAGCUGCAAAUAAGCAGAAUAUUUCGGUGGUCCUAAGAUCUCGACCCCUGGUGAGAAGGCAGACCACCAAGGUGGUCCGCAUUGUGGUUUUUACCGCAAGCUGCCGAGAUCUGGGUCACCUUCCAAACUUUGAACCUUCCGGAGAGACCUGCCGCCUCGGCCCUCAGACCAGGUUGUCCAAGCUCCAUUGUGUCUGUGGAGCAAGUCCCAAAAUGGCCCAGCGCCCGUUCUCAAAGCCUUCUAAGCCUGAAGUCAGAUUUGUGGCUGGAACAUUUGUUAUUUACCCCAAUCCUUUGGAUUUCAAGAAAGUCCUCUUAGCGGAUUUUGACACAAACCCAGUGACACUUUUGACCGUGUUUUUCAUUUUUGCUGCCUACAUCUUCUGUACCUCCUGGGCCAUAAUGAGAGACAAAGAUGACAUGAGGAGGAAGAACAAAAUCUUUGUCUUGCCCGAUAAUGACCCUUAUCACAGAAUGCAUUACCUGGUGACCAUCUAUACGGGAAGUCGCUUGGGAUCUGGGACCACGGCUGACGUUUUUCUUGAACUGAUCGGGAGGGAUGGCUACAGCAAUGUCCACUGCAUGAAGCACCCCAAAUUCCCAACCCAGUAUCGUGCAGCCGUUGAUACCUUUCUUCUAGCUACCAGGUAUGACAUCGGGGAUAUUGAUUGCCUUCACAUCUGGCACAAUAAUGUUGGUUCUUCCCCAAACUGGUACUUAAGCAGAGUCAAAGUAUUCAAUGUGGAUACUCAGCAAUCGUGGCUGUUUAUAUGUAGGAACUGGUUAGGCCUCGGCAAGGCGGAUGGCAAAAUAGAAAGAUUCAUUUCUGCUUCAACAACAAAAUCAAAAUUACAGAAAAUGGAUUACUUUUUGAUCUGCCUGGCUAGAGACUUGGAGGAUAACCACCUCUGGCUUUCCAUAUUUUCUCAGGUGGUCACCGGUUCCUUCACCAGGGUGCAGAGAGUUUCUUGCUGCCUAGCUAUCAUGCUUUCGACUCUGCUCCUGAACAUCAUGUUCUACAGCGGUCAGGAAGAACGGGAUGUCAUUUCCUUACAGCUACGGAUUGUGAGAUCCAUGUACAUCGGAUUCUUCAGCGCUCUGUGCUGUGUCCCUUUGCAGCUGACUAUCACCGUCUUAUUCAGAUAUUCCCAGGAAAAGCCUUCCGACGACAAGGACGAGGCGGUGCCUGAAUACACCCCCUCAUCUUCGGAAACCAGCGAGGAAGAGGACAGCUCCUCGUCGUCCGAAACGUCUGACGAGGAAGAGGAGGCGAAGUCAGCAGUUAGCUUAGGUAACAUACCGGAAAAGGAGGCCCCUUUGGUUACUAUGAAAAAAAGGUUUAUUAUGCUGAUCAAGGUGUUGACUCGAAAGCCGCAGUUUGCCUGGUGGUGGAGAUACGUCGCCUGGGUCCUUGUUUUUCUAAUGUCCUUCGUUUCUUCUGUGUUCAUCAUCUUGUACGGCCUCGCCUACGGCUACAGUGCCUCGACAGAGUGGUUCAUAGCAUCCAUCACGUCGUUUUUUGAGAGCGUGUUUCUGCUUCAGACCCUAAAGAUGGUCACCAUCUCCGGUGUGAGUACCAUUAGUGUCAAGUACUGCAAGAACAUCUCCUGGUUCACUGCAGAGCAAUACCAGAAGAUGAAGCUGGUCAGAGUGAAUAUAGAUGCUAAGGAUGUCAGGAAGUUUCACCACGAACUGAUCAGGAUUAGGGAGACCAAGGAAUAUGAGCCUUUGGAAGAGGACGAGGUUGUCAUCCUAAGAAAGAAAGUACGAGCGCAGCACCUGGCAUUUGUCUUCAUAAAGGACAUCGUUUGUCACCUUGUCUUUGCCUCUUGUAUUUUAACCUUGGCUUACUCCACUGAACCCACAGUUUCUUUUUACCAAAAUAAAAUUAUCCAUGAUAAAUUUGCCGUUGGUCUGUCCAAGGCAACGAAACUUGAGGACAUUUACGUCUGGAUGAGUGACACCUUUGUACCAUUGAUACAUAAUGACUAUCGACCCACCUACCUUUCAGACUCAUGGACCAAAAUCCUUGGCUUGCCCAGAAUGAGACAGGUCAGAGGACAGCAUUUUGAAAAGCCGUGUUUUCCUCCAGGCCACUUUGCAAAUAAGUAUUCGAUUGGUAAAAGACCCUGUCACUAUGAUUUUGCUUCUGAUCCAGAGGAUCAAAAGCACUACCGUGGGUCAUGGGCCAACCCAAUCAAGAUGUCCACCUCCAGUUACACGGGUGAUUUUCAAGGGUUUACGUAUCAGUCAGACAUUGAUCAAUGGGAAUAUAAGUCAUAUGGUGUGGUACAUUCAUAUGGUCCUGGAGGAUACUCAUUUUAUUUCUUUCCAGGAGAACAACAACCCAAUACAACAAUAAGACUGGAAGAUCUGCAGAGGAAUAAAUGGCUUGAUGAACGGACCUGGGCUGUGAUUUUUGAGCUGACAACCUUUAAUCCGGAUGUAGAUCUAUACUGCAGCAUCACAGUCAUUUUUGAAUCUACCAGCUUGGGGAUUAUUAGCUCAACUUUGUCCGUUCAUUCAUAUAAACUCUCUAAAUUCCAGUAUGAAACCACCACUCAGAAGGUUCUUUAUGGAAUCAUUGUGUACAUUCUUGUAUUCUACCUGGCGGAUGAAUUUCAUAUGUUACGUCAGGAGAGAAUAGGUUAUCUCCAGACAGCGACAAACUUAAAUAAUUUCGCCAUAAAGAACAUCUGUAUGUUUUUCUUACUGCUCAUUGCACUGAAAUUCAAGCUGGCGUUUACCUUGUUAGAGUUCUACCUGCUUCAUCCAGAAGAAUUUGUUCCCUUCCAGGUUGUUUCUCAAAUUGACCAGCUCUACAGGAUGGUGGCAGGUGUUUUAGCUUUUCUCCUGGUGCUGAAACCCUACCGAUACUUCAGGUUCGUGUUCAAUGUGCGUCUUGCAGAGCAGACCAUGUCAGUUGCCUUCCCUGUGUUCCUUCACCUGACGGUUCUUGCCGCUCUGCUGUUCUACAUAUACAUGUCAUUUGGGUAUCAUUUAUUUGGCCCACACGAGUGGCAUUUUAGUACUUGGUUUCGCUCUCUGCAGACUGUAGUUUCCUACUGCUUUUCGGGGUUUAAGCAGAUGGGCGUGGCAUCGGGAUGGUGGCUCACGGUAUUUUUCCGAGCUUCGUUCCUAGUUACGAUGGUGUUUGUCUUCAUCAACUUGUGGAGAAGCCUGUUGAUAUCAACUUACACGUCAGUGAAACAGGCAGUUUACGAGCAGCAUUCAGAUGAAGCAGAAGCAAUAAACUUCUUGUACUUGAAGAUGCAAAGCGCAUGGUGCACAUUAACUCGCCAGUCAGCAUCUCCAAGCGAUCACACCAACGUUACAAUUUUCGGGAAACCAGUAGUCAGGGGUGGUCAACGGCCAGGGUUGAAAUGCAGUCGAAUAAAUGGUAAGAAAAUGGUUUACCUUUCAGCUUGA